UGUUAUAAAUAUUUUGAAAUUUUCUAUACCAAGUGGAAAUAUUAAAAAAUAAUAAAUAGAUCGGAAUGGACUUGGAUCUUUCCCGUGCUGAUAUUAUAGAACAGCUCAUAAAGAGGGAGCUAUACCUCCCAAAUGUGGAAAAGUUGCCGCUUGGGCAGCUGGAGGAGAUCCACCGGGGAUUCGUUGUCCCAAAGCCUAAAAGAGAGCGGGAACCCCGCGAUCGCACCAAUCUCAUUCCUAUUUCCAAUCCCAUAGAAAUGGAACAGUUGACGCAGCGCAUUAAAUCGGUGGCCGUGGUGGGCCAAAAACGACCGCAUCCAGAGAGUCCGAGCGAUGAUUGUGCCAAGCAAAUCAAGAUGGACCUGUAG
Messenger RNA from Drosophila rhopaloa, 368 nucleotides. RefSeq lists its product as uncharacterized. Lineage: Eukaryota; Metazoa; Arthropoda; Insecta; Diptera; Drosophilidae. Bases 66 to 368 code for a protein of 100 amino acids. The record is from RefSeq and is a predicted model, not a curated record. The transcript has 2 exons.